This is a messenger RNA of Cottoperca gobio, 1941 nucleotides long. RefSeq names its product protocadherin Fat 4-like. The transcript is spliced from 7 exons. Gene Ontology annotation, biological process: homophilic cell-cell adhesion. Gene Ontology annotation, cellular component: plasma membrane. The coding region runs from base 1 to 1941 and encodes 646 amino acids. Lineage: Eukaryota; Metazoa; Chordata; Actinopteri; Perciformes; Bovichtidae. The record is from RefSeq and is a predicted model, not a curated record. Gene Ontology annotation, molecular function: calcium ion binding.
AUGGUGCAAGUUGAAGAUGUUAAUGACCAUGACCCAGAGUUCUCACAAAGCACCCUCAACCUCAAAGUCAGAGAGGAUAUCCCGAGAGGAACAAGCCUGUUUCAGGUUCAGGCUCUUGAUCGAGACAUCGGGAAAAAUGGACAAGUGCGGUACACAUUGACCCAGGCGAGUCCGUUUGUGGUGGACGCGGUUCGAGGAGUCGUCACCGUCAUGGACAAACUGGACAGGGAGAGGGAUUCAAACUACACCUUGAUCAUCACAGCUGUAGAUCAGGGAACUAUACAUAGAUCUGCUACUGCUGCUGUCAGUCUCACAGUGUUGGAUGUCAACGACUUUGCACCCCUCUUUAAUCCACAAACCCUGACCAUACAUGUAAUGGAGAAUGAGGAGGAACGCUCCCAGCUAACACGCCAGGUCUCAGCAUUGGAUGAAGAUUUAGGUGUCAACAGCCAGCUUACCUAUUUUAUACAUAAAGGAAAUAGUGAUGGUUUGUUCUCCAUCACUCCCAAUGGCACUUUUCAAAUUUUAAACAGCCUGGACAGAGAGAGGGAAUCAAUGUACUUCGUUACCAUCAUUGCUGUUGAUUCAGGAUUGCCACCCCUAACUGGAACUCUAACCGUACACGUCAUAGUGGAUGAUGCCAAUGAUAACCGUCCAGAGUUUACUGAGGAAGUCUACAACACAAUAGUGUCUGAGGACAGUCCGACAGCCACGGUGUUUGCCAUGAUAACUGCAUCUGACAUGGAUGAAGGUGUCAGUGGGGAAAUAAGGUAUUCCAUGGAGAACCUUGAUGUGCCUUUUGCCAUCGAAGAAACAUCUGGAGAGCUGUUUACAACUGAUGUCCUGGACAGGGAGACAGUAGCCAUUUACAGGUUGACGGUGAUUGGCAGUGAUGAGCAUCCUUCUCAGCCUUUGUCAAGCUCAGUGCUUGUUACUGUGCUCAUUGGAGAUAUUAACGACCACUGGCCCCAGUUUAUGAACAGCCCCUAUGUGGCCUAUGUGCCCACUGAGAUGGCUCCAGGCUCAGUUAUUUGUGCUGUACGAGCAACAGAUGCAGAUACUGAGAUGAACGCAGAACUACAUUAUUCCUUAUAUGGAGAAAGUUCAGAUCUGUUUUCCAUCCACCCAUAUAGCGGCACGGUGUUCUCUUCAAGUGCACUCCGGAGAACAGAAGCUAUCAUUGUCAACAUACAUGUGGAAGAUGCUGGAGAAAAUCCUAAAUUUGACAUCACUACCAUCAGCAUCAGAUUUCAGAAUGCCUCCGAGUUUCCAGAGAUGAAUGUGGAUGUUCUGAGUGAUUCCCUCUCUGAGGACGAGCCAGUGGGAACAUUAGUUGCAGUUGUCUCUGCAGCUAGCAUCAGAGCUGAACCCGUCUCUUUUUAUCUAGCUUCUGGAAACUUUGAAGACAUGUUUCAUGUGGAGCAGUUGAGUGGAAUGUUGACUGUGGAGAACCCUCUGGAUUAUGAGAACAAAAAGGAGUUUACUUUGUUGGUAGAAGCCAGAGACUCUGGCUCGCCUCCUUUCUCAUCAUUUGCAGAAAUACACAUAAACAUCAGCGAUGUAAAUGAUAACUUCCCUCAGUUCACUCAAGCUGAGUACAGGUGUGAGGUUUUCGAGAACUCCCCGGCAUCCUGGGUCUGUGAUGUUCUUGCCAUUGAUGCUGAUUCAGUCAGCUACGGCACAGUGCAGUACAACAUAACAGAAGGAAACUCUGUUGGGUUUUUCACAAUUGACCCUGAAAAUGGUUUACUGAGCACCACGCCUCUGAUCGCUAUCCCGUAUCACAUAGCUGUUGGUACAGAGGUGUUCCAGUUUACAGCAAUAGAUCAGGAUGUCAGUAACACCAGCGUUGGUAUUGAAUAUGUUUUGACAGGAGGUAAUGCAUCAGAUUUCUUCUGGAUCCAAGCUGACAAUGGAAAAGAGAAGCAUCUGGGCUGCUAA